This is a messenger RNA of Esox lucius (northern pike), 1843 nucleotides long. It is a transcript of the gene pter, whose product is annotated as phosphotriesterase related. Gene Ontology annotation, molecular function: zinc ion binding. NCBI's taxonomy places the organism in Eukaryota, Metazoa, Chordata, Actinopteri, Esociformes, Esocidae. Gene Ontology annotation, biological process: catabolic process. The coding region runs from base 200 to 1249 and encodes 349 amino acids. The record is from RefSeq and is a predicted model, not a curated record. The transcript has 6 exons.
UGUUGCUCACAAGACGCUGGUCUAAAACAAUUAUUAAGCAACAGCAAGUGGUCGAGUUCUCGCAGAAAUGCCAAAUCGUGUUCCAUGUUCCUUCCUCUUACGGUAUUGGAGAGUUGGGAGGAACGUCUAGCGUCAAGGGCAGCUGAAAUUUUAGGAAGACUUUCAGGAUUUAACCCACCCGAGACACAUCCAUUCAACCAUGUCAGCACUUAGUGGAAAGGUUCAAACGGUUUUGGGUCUGAUAGAACCUGACCAGCUGGGUAGAACUAUGACCCAUGAGCACCUUUCUAUGACCUUUGAGUGUUGCUACUCCCCUCCUGCCCCCGGAGACAAGACAGUGUCCCAAGACCACAUCCAGAUGAAAAACCUGUUCUGGCUGAAGCAGAACCCUUACAGCAGCCACGAGAACUUGUUGCUGGUGCAGGAGACCGAUGCUGUGCGGGAAGAGCUGCAUGAGUACCGAAAGGCCGGCGGGGGAACCAUCGUAGAAAACACCACCCAGGGCAUUGCCCGAGAUCUGCCCUGCCUCAAACAACUGGCCAAGGAUACAGGCGUCCACAUCAUAGGAGGGGCGGGGUACUAUGUAGAUGCCACCCACACUGAGGCCACCAGGAAGAUGACCGUGGAGAAGCUCACCGACAUCAUCGUUAGUGAGGUUCUUCAUGGGGCAGAUGGGACUGAGAUCCGCUGUGGCGUGAUUGGAGAGAUCGGAUGCAGCUGGCCUAUCACGGAGAGCGAGAAGAAGGUGCUGCAGGCCACUGCACAUGCUCAGACCGAGCUGGGCUGCCCAGUCAUCAUCCACCCGGGACGGAACCCUCGUGCCCCGACUGAGAUAGUCCGCAUCCUGGAAGAGGCUGGAGGUGACAUCUCCAAGACGGUCAUGUCACACCUGGAUAGGACAAUAUUUGACAAUGGAGAGCUGCUAGAGUUCGCUAACUUGGGAAGUUAUCUUGAAUAUGACCUGUUUGGAACAGAGAUGCUGAACUAUGUUUAUAACCUGGAAGUGGACAUGCCCAGUGACAGCCAGAGAGUCAAGACGUUGGCUUUCCUGGUCCAGGAGGGUUAUGAGGACAACAUUGUCAUCGCCCACGAUGUCCACACCAAGAACCGUCUAACCAAGUAUGGGGGCCACGGCUACUCACACAUCCUGAAGAACAUUGUGCCCAAGAUGCUGAGCAGAGGGAUCAACCAGACCCAAGUGGACAAGAUCCUCAUAGACAACCCCAAACGCUGGCUGACAUUCAAAUGAAGUAUCACAAUCAGAUCACACAGGACAGAAGAAGGCUGCUACUUAGGCCUUUGUAUUUUUCAUAAGCUAUUCAUACAUGAAUUGAAGUGUAUUAUGGGGAGGUAAAUUGGGGGGAAAACCUUGAGUUGUUGAACACAAUCCACAUUGUAAUAGGUAGCUUCAAAUCUUUAUUUUAAUUUAUUUCACAUAAUUAGAGCCCUAAGAAUAAAAGCUUUAAUGAUUAUUAAUAAUAAUGAAUAAACAAAACCAUCCAUCUAAACCAAUGCUACUAGAUACAAAAAGCCUUCAUUUCUAUUCAUUUCGCUGUCAUUCUCUCUUUGAAAAUAAUUUGUAGUCUAAUUAUGUAGCGUGCCAAUAUUAAGAAAAACAAAUAUAAGUAGACAAAGCAUUUCUGCCCAUACCAAAUUCAAGGACAUGGACUGCACAUUGUCUCCACAUUCAUAAAUAUGGUACUGAUUAGUUUUAUAGGAAGCCAUAUUUUUCUGCAAUAAUGACAAAAGUAGUUAGAUUCAAAGUUUCAUAAGGAUAUGUUUGUAUUGGUAAAAGAUAGGGUAUGAAAUGAAACAAAAAUAAAACUUUCCCCCAAAAAAGGUU